Molecule: messenger RNA, 883 nt
Organism: Cannabis sativa
Lineage: Eukaryota; Viridiplantae; Streptophyta; Magnoliopsida; Rosales; Cannabaceae
Product: G-type lectin S-receptor-like serine/threonine-protein kinase At1g61430
Exons: 5
Coding region: 1-801 (266 amino acids)
Biological process (GO): protein phosphorylation
Molecular function (GO): ATP binding; protein kinase activity
Source: RefSeq, a predicted model, not a curated record
AUGUCUCUGCAAACUCAUUAUAACUUGGGCCUUUCUUAUAGGACAGUCGCAUAUACAAUUAGUUUGUUGAGAGAGAUCAGGAAAAGAACGAAUUAUAUAUGGAAUUUUUUUUUACCAUUAAUUCCAAGAGGUAGAGAACAGCUGAAUUGGGAUGCACGGAUGAACAUUAUACUUGAAAUCGCCAGAGGUCUUUUAUAUCUCCAUCGUGACUCAUCUUUAAGAGUAAUACAUAGAGAUUUAAAGGCCAGCAACAUUCUUUUGGAUGAGAAGAUGAAUCCAAAAAUAUCAGAUUUCGGUUUGGCUCGUAUUUUCCAGGAAACAGUAGAUAUGGCAAACACUCAAAGAGUUGUUGGAACUUUAGGCUACAUGUCUCCUGAAUAUGCCAUGAGUGGAGUCUUCUCAGAAAAAUCAGAUGUUUUUAGCUUUGGUGUCUUGAUCAUAGAGAUAGUGAGCGGCAAGAAGAACUCUAACUUCCAUUAUUAUGAGCAGAACCUCAGCCUUGUUGCUUAUGCAUGGAAAUUAUGGAGUGAGGGUAAAGGAGUGGAGUUUGUAGAUGAAGCAAUGGGUGGCUCAUAUGUUGCAUUAGAAGCAAUAAGAUGCAUACAUGUUGGGCUGUUAUGCGUACAAGAUCACACCACAGAUAGACCAAGCAUGGCAGAUGUAAUUUUCAUGCUCAGCAAUGAAACAAAUCGUCCUCAACCCAUUCGACCAAUAUUUACUUAUCAUAACUCUCCCAGAUCACAAAAGGCUACUACAAGCUCUGUCAAUGAUGCCACGGUCUCAAUGAUAGAAGGGCCUUAAAACUAAGGGAACACCGCCGCUUUAUCGACACUACCAUAUUCGAUUUAUACACAAAAAAAUGGACAAUCCAGUUAUAUGCAGA